Polychytrium aggregatum is the source of this 696-nucleotide messenger RNA. RefSeq names its product HAD-like domain-containing protein. The transcript is spliced from 5 exons. Lineage: Eukaryota; Fungi; Chytridiomycota; Chytridiomycetes; Polychytriales. Gene Ontology annotation, biological process: L-serine biosynthetic process; dephosphorylation. Gene Ontology annotation, molecular function: L-phosphoserine phosphatase activity; magnesium ion binding. Gene Ontology annotation, cellular component: cytoplasm. The record is from RefSeq and is a predicted model, not a curated record. The annotation marks the transcript as partial.
GAUAUCACUCUGCAGGAGAACUCGGUCUUUCGCCGCAACAAGCGGCUCGUGGUCUUUGACAUGGACUCGACCCUGAUCCAGCAGGAGGUCAUUGACGAGAUUGCCAAGCAUGCCGGUGUUGUCGAGCAAGUUUCGCGCAUCACCGAAUCGGCCAUGAAUGGAGAGAUCGAUUUCAAGGAAUCCCUUCGGCAGCGAGUCGCCUUGCUCAAGGGCAUUCCCUCCAACGUCUUUGAGCACAUCAAAACCGUCAUUACCUUCACUCCUGGUGCCCACCGGCUCUGCAAGGCCCUCAAGCGCUUGGGGUUCAAGCUUGCCGUGAUCUCUGGCGGAUUCAUGCCGCUCGCUACCUACGUCAAGAACGAGCUUGGCCUGGACUAUGCCUUUGCCAACCAGCUCAAGAUCUCUGAAGACGGAACUCAGCUGACGGGAGAGACCUUUGGCCCUGUCGUUGACGGUGCAAGAAAGGCCGAUCUGCUGCUCACGCUGGCACAGGCCAACGGACUGAUCAACGCACAGGUGAUUGCUGUCGGCGACGGUGCCAACGAUCUGCUCAUGAUGGCCGAGGCUGGUCUCGGUGUUGCCUUCAAUGCAAAGCCCAGGGUCCAGGCUCAGGCCCAGGCCCGAAUCAACCAGACGAGCCUUGAGAACGUGCUUUACUUCCUCGGCUACAACGACGCCGAGAUUGCCGCGCUCGUG